AUGUUUAUGUUGGUCUUCUCUCAGACUUGUUCAAACUACUUGCUUGAAGCUUUGCAGUUAUUGACCGACCAUAUAGGAAAAGAAAAGGCUCAAGAAUCUGGUAGCAAAGUUACUUCUAUCAUCUGCAAAGUUCUUUUCUUUGAGCAACUACGUCUCCUCCAAAAGUCUCCGGACUGGCCAGAGAUCUUCAGAGAUGCCAAGCCAGUUCCAGCUGAUGAAAGCUCUCAAAUACCUAUGGCACAGCAAGACGUUGACGGUGAAAUAGACUCGAGUGAUGACGGCAUGCCCCCUCCCCCAUUGGAAGCAUAUACAAACAGAUUGAGACCAUUUGGAGUACAAUUUGAUGCAGAAACGGAUUCUGAUUCUUAG
Molecule: messenger RNA, 369 nt
Organism: Brassica oleracea var. oleracea
Lineage: Eukaryota; Viridiplantae; Streptophyta; Magnoliopsida; Brassicales; Brassicaceae
Exons: 3
Coding region: 1-369 (122 amino acids)
Cellular component (GO): nucleus
Source: RefSeq, a predicted model, not a curated record